Molecule: messenger RNA, 2894 nt
Organism: Engraulis encrasicolus (European anchovy)
Lineage: Eukaryota; Metazoa; Chordata; Actinopteri; Clupeiformes; Engraulidae
Gene: zfand5b
Product: zinc finger, AN1-type domain 5b
Exons: 7
Coding region: 148-1068 (306 amino acids)
Molecular function (GO): zinc ion binding; DNA binding
Source: RefSeq, a predicted model, not a curated record
ACAAACAACAGGAGACGGAAACUCAGUAGCGCAAACCAAACCUCACGCGUCAGGCCACUCUUUGGAGACAGAAGGCUUUACCAGACCUUCCUUUCCCAAUAGCUUUUGUCGACCUUCUAUAUUGGCUGUUUAUAAUACGAAUAAGACAUGGCCCAGGAGACCAACCCGAACCCCAUGCCCAUGCUGUGUGCCACUGGCUGUGGUUUCUAUGGCAACCCCCGCACCAAUGGCAUGUGUUCGGUCUGCUACAAGGACCACCUGGGCCGGCAGAACGGAGGCGGAGUCAGCCCGCUAAGCACCAUGGGGAUCGUGCCUCGCAGAGACUAUUACGGAGACUCCGAGGACGGUGGUGAUGACGAUGAUUUCGAUUUCCUAUUUAACCCGAACCCUCAACCGUACAUGUAUGAGCCGGAGUACACUGAGGAAGAGCUCCGGGAGAGGAGGGCGAAGGCUGCCCGGGAGAAAGAGAGGGAGGCGGAGAGCGUGCAUGCCAAAGACGAUGCCACUGCCGCUAGUCAGUCAGCUGACUCUGAGCAUGCCGGCAACCAGACACUAACGCCAGUAUCCAGUGGCGUGUCGAGCAGCCCCUCUUCGUCGGAGGUGUCUGUGUCGGCCAUCCAGAGGAUAGAGGCCACCCUGAGCGGAGCCGUCAGCGGAGUGGAGUCAGCCAGUGCGUCAGCAGUGGCAGCGGCGGCGGCAGCAGCAGCGGCUCUUCCGGUCACACAGCAGAUGACUGAAAUGAGCAUCUCCUGCCAGGAGGAGGCGCCAGAGAACAACGCAGCAGAACCAGUGCUGAUCCAGCCCGUGGCCAUCCCCACCCCCGCUACCGCUACAGAGGAGGAAGAGGCCAGAGCCCCCGAGCCCCCCAAACCCAAGAAGAACCGCUGCUUCACAUGCAGGAAGAAGGUCGGACUCACAGGUUUCGACUGCCGCUGUGGCCAGCUGUUCUGUGGUAUCCACCGCUACUCUGACAAGCACAGCUGCCCGUACGACUACAAGGCGGAGGCGGCCGCCAAGAUCCGCAAGGAGAACCCGGUGGUGGUGGCCGACAAGAUCCAGAGAAUAUAAGGAGCCGGGCGGGCGGGCAGCUGGGCACACUAUGGCUGCUACACUACGGCUCCUUACGGCUCCUUAUGGCUCCUCGUCCUCCUUCUCCUCCUCUUGCCCUGUUAGGUCCUCUAUCUCUCUCUCUCUUCCUCCCUCACCGUGAUGGGACUUGAUUGAUUGAUUGACACAUGGACUCGCGUUUGCCAGCGAUUUUAAGAAAAAAGACUUAGUUCCGCCGCCGCCCCCUGCCCCCCAUCCUACCUGCCCUACUUCCCUCAUUUUUGUUGUUUUUAAAAUGCCAAGAUGUGUUCUGUCCUCUGCAGAUGCAUGGAGUGAUCUAUGUUUCUUUUCCCCUGAUCAUUAUUUCAUUCAUUUCUUUUUUUUUGGUCAUUUAUCCCUCUUCCCUACGCCCGUCAUCUCUACAAAUCUUUUCCUAAUAGUUAUUUUGUGGUUAAGCUUCACUUUAAAACGUAAAGGCAAAAAAAGGUCAAAACAUGUUGGAGAGCAGAGCAGAGGCCUGUGGGAGUUUUCGAUUGGCCACACAGUGUUCCUGUGCUGAUGGGGACAAAAAGAAAAACAAGCUCCACAAUGUGAUUGUCUCUGUCCUUCUCCGUGAUUGGUGGGGAAUGGGAGGGAGGGAGGGACCAGGGUGGCGACUAGCCAAUGAGACCCACUGAAGACUGUUUACUCCCGAUCCUGACUGGUGGUCGUCAGGGCAACCUAACAUGGCGGGUAGACAAAUGGCCUGCUUCGUGUGAGUGUGUGUGAAUGGUUGAGCAAGAGUUGGUGUGUGUGUGUGAGUGUGUGUGAGAGAGAGAGAGAGUUGCGUCCAGAUGAGUGUAAAUGGGGCAUGUUUUCACUCGGCAGAAAUCUGCAAGCCUGUUUGUAAAAUGAUGCCACCUCCUUUAAUAGUUUGUUUUGUUUUUUUUCUUUCUUUAAAAAGAGUUCAAGACUUUGUAAACCCAUCAAGAUGUUUUGGCAGAAGUGUAUGGAGAGCGCGUCCUGUUUCGCUUUUUGUUUGUUCGAAUCGUUCACCAUCAUCAGCCUUCUGGACUUAAAAAAAGAAAAGAAAAAGGCAUGAUCCGUUUGCUCAGCAGCACAGGUGAUGCCUCUGAAGUGUGUGAAGUGUGUGUUUGUUUGUGCGCGACCGAUGCGCGUGUGAGAGCGAGAACAGUGUCAUACAGCCAUUUUAGCAUAACCCUCCCUUGCAUGUGAGGCAUUUGGUUGGUGUUUUUAGUUGGCGCUGCACCUAGACUUUGACAUGAGUGUUAACUUAAUGCAACUGAUCUGAUGUAGAUGAGGUGUGUAUGUAUGUCUGGGGGUGUGUGUUGUCUUUUCCUUUUCUCUUCUCUUUAUUUUUAGUGAGUUGUGGGGGGAGGGGAGGGGAGAUGUGCAUGGCUUGUGCUAAAAUGUUUUGUAAAGAUGAACGACUGUUAUUGUUUUGUUGUUUGUUUUUGGGUUAGUAAUAAUAAUAUGGUCCUGUUUAUUGUUUUGAUCCAAUAUUUUACUUGUGUAAUGGACGUUUUUUGUUGAAGUGAAUUCAGUGUGUGUGUGUGUAUGCGUGAGUGCGUUACAGGGUUGCUUGUUCCUUGUGUUGACACAGGAUUUGGAAGUUACUACUUCACUUGAGAGUUGUGUGUGUGUGUGUGUGUCGUUCCUCUUGACUCCUGGGCAAGUGAGAUUACUGUGCGUGUGGAAAAAGGCAACCGUCUUUUUGUCUGUUUUUAGUUUUGCAAGUUUGUACAAACCAUCUUUAUAUUUAAGUAUUGCGCAUAUAAUCUUGUUACCUGACAUUUACUGCUAAAUUGUAUCAUGUAAAUAAAAUUAUGUACAGAGAUAUACGAAAA